Messenger RNA from Cyphellophora europaea CBS 101466, 1095 nucleotides. RefSeq lists its product as uncharacterized. NCBI's taxonomy places the organism in Eukaryota, Fungi, Ascomycota, Eurotiomycetes, Chaetothyriales, Cyphellophoraceae. The transcript is spliced from 2 exons. The record is from RefSeq and is a predicted model, not a curated record. The coding region runs from base 1 to 1095 and encodes 364 amino acids.
AUGAGUUACGGCGGUGAUCGCUAUCAAGGCGGCGGCGGGGGCUACGGUGGUGGAGGAGGGGGCGGGGGCUAUGGUGGGGGCCAGGGCCAGGGAGGCGAGGCUGGUGGCUACUACGAUCAAGGCAACCGAUUUGAUGACAAUUCCCGUCGAGACGAUCGCCGAGAUGAUCGCCGAGACGACCGCAGAGACAACUACGGUGGCGGCCGCGACGACUAUGGAAGGCAAGGUGGCGGACAAGGGGGCUAUGACGGUGGUGGACAAGGUGGUUAUGGUGGUGGCGGACAAGGCGGCUACGACCGACCUUCUGGCGGCUCUGGCGGGUACGGACGCAAUGACAACUAUGACCGGCCAAGCGGUGGUUCUGGCGGGUAUGGAGGUGGGCAAGGUGGUCGCGAUGAUGACUAUGAUCGCCGCUUCAAUCAAGGCGGUGGUCGUAAUGAUGACCGCUAUGGCGGUGGCUCAUCUGGUGGCUAUGGUGGUGGUCAGUCGACAGGACGAUAUGGCGAGCAAGGCAAACCCUACUCUGGUCCUCAGUCUGGUCAGGAAUCGACACCUUACGACGCCCCUUCCUCUGGGUAUGAUGGCCCGCACCGUCCUCAGCAGUCCGGCGGUCACGGUGGACGACCAAACUUCGAUGACGAUGAGGUGAUGGGCAAUGCCGAGAAGGACGACGACAAGAGUUUCUUUAGCUCUGCAUUAUCUUUUUUGAAGGGUCGCAAGGAUGAUGAUGACGACGAUGUCGAUGAAGGGCGCAUGCAGAAGCAGCACGACAAGAUCUACGAUGGUCGACCUGAAAGCAACCAGGACUCCAACUCGCUGGGCGCAGCUGCAGCCAUGCACGCCUUUCAAAUGUUCACUGGUGGAGAUAGCAAGAAGUCAUCUGGCAGUGGUGGUGGUCAGAAUCAGCUGUUGGGCAUGGCCUUCAAAGAGGCGUCGAAGCUGUUCGAGCAGCAGAACUCGCAAGGCAACGUUCAAUCCGGUGUUGACAAGCAGAGCGUCAUCAACGCGGCAGGUAAGCAGGUCCUCAAGCUGUAUCUCAAAAACCAGCCAGGUGGUGGUGGAAUUAUGGGAUUGGCCUCGAAAUUUAUCAAGUAG